Penicillium lagena is the source of this 1497-nucleotide messenger RNA. RefSeq lists its product as uncharacterized. The record is from RefSeq and is a predicted model, not a curated record. Lineage: Eukaryota; Fungi; Ascomycota; Eurotiomycetes; Eurotiales; Aspergillaceae. The coding region runs from base 1 to 1497 and encodes 498 amino acids. The transcript has 3 exons. Gene Ontology annotation, molecular function: zinc ion binding; DNA-binding transcription factor activity, RNA polymerase II-specific. Gene Ontology annotation, biological process: regulation of DNA-templated transcription.
AUGCGGAGGACAAACCAUCAUGAGCAGAGUGACCGGCGCAGCAACAACUGCAUCAGCCCCGUGGCCGAGUUGGAUAGCAAGCUUCGCAACCCCCAGAGACGCCGGGUUCCUGUUGCAUGCGGCCGGUGUCGACGGAGAAAGAUCAAAUGCAGCGGUGACAACGGCGACGGCCAUGCCUGCUCCAACUGCCGGAGUGCAGGCAAUACGGACUGUCAGUUCUUACGAAUGAAAGCCAAGACAUUCAAUGAGAUGCAUGAGAUGCUUGUCACUUCCAAUGGAUGGCAGUGUUCUAUGGGAAACCAGAUUGCACCCUCGCCCCGGGCAGGGAUAUACGCAGCCCACGCACCAGGCAAACAAACACUUCUCUCGAUGGGCUCGCCCCAGACACGAAUAGCUGAACUCACUCAUCCUGCCGAAUACGACGUGGGUGCAGUCAAUGUCCAACAUAGACUCCCGCGCUUGUCAGUUGGUGUAGACCAUCCUCUUCACUACGACGACGAGCAGUCUGCCAACUACAGCACUCAGUCACAGCAUAAUAUGCUGCCCAGCAGCAUCAUGGACUACGGAGCGCCCGCAUGGAGUCCCAAGGCAUGGAGCUCCAUGUUCAAUACCAGCAGAGGCACCACCGGUGAAUGUACCUACCCCGAUUCGGAAACCAAUGGCUCUAUCUCUGGAUACAACUACGUGCUUCCCAGUCAAGGAAUUUCAGUCACAGAGAUGUCUCACUCAUCCAUGGCAUCUGCCUCAUCAGCAGAGGCCCCCGGAAUAACUCUCCCCACGCUGACGUGCCGGACCCAGCAACUCCAGACCGGACUGGCCAGUCUUCCCGAGGUCGUCUCCAGCGUGCCUCUAUCAUCAGAAUACAAGAGCUCCUUCUGGAAUUCCCGAUGCGGCGCAUCCCCCACUCAGCGAGCAACUCCUAUACUCCGCAGCAACGACACCUCUCUCAGCACGAGUCCCUCAUCCACCCGCAUCAAGCCCGACACCAAUAGUGUCCCCGAUCUCGCCUUCGGAUACCUCCCGAUGCCAACCACAACCGACGACGCCACUCCCUCUCUCUCGUCGGGCGCACCCUCUGUACCAUCCUCCGCAAGCAGCAGCAACUGCCCCUAUCCAGGCCCGGAGCAGAUCAUUUCCUCAUCUUCCCCGCCAACAGACACCCGCAUGGCACGCAGUUUCUCUCGCAACUACACAAGCAACAACAAUAGUGGCCAACAGCGUCUCUUGGCUCUGAACACAGACUGCAACUUGGGGAUAUACGGGUAUGCCAGCAGCAACCGGAGUAAAAGGAGCAGCACUGACGCUGGCGAUACUCGUUGCUCGGCUCCCACGCUGUUGAACGGUCUGCCCUACACCCGAGUCCGGCACGCUGAUUCGCCCAACGCGGCGUUUUCGUUUAAUCUCUUGCCCACGGAUUCGCUGGCGGAGUAUUCCCGUUCAAUGGCUGUGAAUAUGAAUCGGUCUUCUGUUUCUCCUUUGGGGAAUCAGGGUUAUUGA